Messenger RNA from Acaulospora morrowiae, 1369 nucleotides. NCBI's taxonomy places the organism in Eukaryota, Fungi, Glomeromycota, Glomeromycetes, Diversisporales, Acaulosporaceae. The record is from the annotation of a GenBank genome assembly.
UCGGAAUUCGAGGACGAAACCUAUUCACGCUCUAAUUCUUCUGUUGAUUGUGGGUACUAUGGUAUCACCAAAGAAGAAUGUGAGGCAAGGUUUUGUUAUUGGAAACCUUCAGAAGACCCGGGAGCAAAGUGGUGCAUGUUUAAAAAAGAUAAAGAAUAUACUUGUGCCGUAGAUCCAGCAACAAGAAUAGAUUGCGGUUAUUUUGGAAUACAAGAGAAAGAGUGUGUAGAGAAAAAUUGCUGUUGGAAUCCAAGGGAUGACGUUGUUGGUGCAAAUUAUUGUUAUUUUAGGAAAGUGCCAUGUAGUGGAUAUAAGGUUGUUGGAUCAUGGAAAAACGAUAGACGUUUAAUUGUGGACUUAAAAUUGAUCGACGAUGGAUGUAAUAAUUAUGGAUCAGAUCCGAAAUUGCUAAAAUUUCUUGUCGAGUAUCAAACUAUCGAUCGAUUGCACGUGAAAAUUUUCGAUCCUGAGAGGUCAAGAUAUGAGAUACCAGAAGACAUAGUGCCAAUUCCACCUUCGGAACAGAUAGAUAGUGAUCCUCUUUACUUAUUUUCCUACAAGGAAAACCCAUUCACGUUUUCUGUAACACGUCGUUCGACAGGAGAACAAAUCAUAAACACAAAUGUGCCAGGAAUGGAUUCCCUUACAUUCGAAGAGCAAUACAUGGAACUUUCAUUUCAGUUGCCUCCUGAUCCAUAUAUAUAUGGUCUUGGCGAGAUCGUUCAAACACUCAGAAGAAAUCCACGAAGUACUUUCCAAACUCUCUGGAGUAGGGAUGCGGCAACACCUUUCGCCGAAAAUGUGUACGGUGUUCAUCCAUUUUAUAUUGAAAUACGAAAUGGUACCGCUCAUGGAGUGUUUCUACGAAACUCCAAUGGUAUGGAUGUGUCUAUUACCCCGUUGAAACUAAAUUGGAAAGUUAUUGGUGGUGUGUUCGAUUUUUACUUCUUUCUUGGACCGACACCCGAAGAUGUGAUUGCUCAAUAUACGAAGGUUGUAGGAAGGCCCGCUCUUCCACCAUAUUGGGCUUUGGGUUAUCAUCAAUCUCGUUGGGGAUACAAUAAUUUAACCGUGCUUUCCAAUGUAGUGGAAAAUUUUAGGAGAAACAAAAUCCCACUGGAAACCAUAUGGACAGAUCUAGAUUACAUGGAUGGAUUUAAAGAUUUUACUUGGCACCCUACCAAUUAUCCGCGAAACGAAGUCGCAAAAUUUACUAAGAAAUUGCAUGAAAACAACCAACAUUACGUCGUUAUUGUUGAUCCAGCUAUAAAAAUUGAAGCCAAAUAUAUGGCAUAUGAAGAAGGAGUAAAAAGAGGUAUAUUUAUUAAGAACACGGAGGGAGAAGAUAUUGUGGGUAAAAGUUGGCCUG